GUCGUCCCCUAUUCUGCUAGUCCUACGUUAUUCUUGUUUAGUCAGUCAAUAGCGAUGGCAGAUUCUGUUGUUAAUGUCACUCACGAUGUUCACUCUCUCCUCUCUUCUCCAGAUAGAGACUUUCUUCUUCGCAACACCGGCGAUCAGGUAAAAAUUGAUAGCUUGAAGGGAAAGAAACUUGGUUUUUAUUUUUCAGCAUCAUGGUGUGGUCCGUGUCGAUCAUUCACUCCAACGUUGGUGGAGGUGUACAAUGAACUCUCUCCCAAGGGUGACUUUGAGGUUGUUUAUGUCUCACGUGAUAAAGAUGAUGAGACCUUUAACAACUACUUUUCCAAGAUGCCAUGGCUGGCUAUCCCAUUUUCUGACUCAGAGAUACGCAUUCGCCUCAAAGAAUUGUUUCAUGUAAAAGGCAUUCCUCAUCUUGCAUUGCUCGAUGAUACUGGAAAAGUUGUUACUGAAGACGGAGUUCACAUUAUCCGUGAAUAUGGAACUGAAGGAUACCCUUUCACAUCAAAAAAGGUUCAAGAGUUGAAAGAUAUAGAAGAGGAAGCUAUGAGGAACCAGUCCUUGAGAUCGACAUUGGUCUCUAGCUACCGUGACUUUGUGAUAUCAUCCGAUAGAAACGAAAUACCUAUCUCUGAGAUUGAGGGAAAGACAGUUGGUUUGCAUUUCUUUACGACUUCAUACAAACCAUGCGUGCUAUUUAAUCAAAAGCUUAAGGAGGUUUACAACAACCUGAAGGAAAAUGGGGAGAACUUUGAGGUCGUGUUUAUACCCUUAGAUGAUGAGGAAGAGUCAUUCAAGAAAGAAUUAGAAAGCGUGCCUUGGUUAUCCUUGCCUCUCAAGGACAAAACUUGUUUGAAACUAGUUAAGUACUUUGAGCUAUCAACACUCCCCUCCUUUGUUGUUAUUGGGCCAGAUGGGAAAACUCUUCAUCCUAAUGCCGCUGAUGCCAUUGAGGAUCAUGGGAUAGACGCAUAUCCAUUCACUCCUGAAAAGUUUUCUGAACUCGAUGAAAUAGCAAAGGCCAAGGAGGCAUCUCAAACACUUGAGUCGGUUUUGGUGUCUGGCGAUCAAGAUUUUGUCAUUGAGAAAGAUGGGAAGAAGAUUCCGGUGUCGGAAUUAAAGGGGAAGACUGUCCUCCUCUACUUCUCAGCCCACUGGUGUCCUCCAUGCCGUGAGUUUCUUCCAAAACUCAUUGAUGCAUACCUUAAGAUCAAGACAGAAGACAAUGAUGCACUUGAAGUGGUUUUCAUCUCUAGUGAUAGGGAUCAAGACUCCUUUGAUGAAUUCUUUGCGGAAAUGCCAUGGGUGGCACUUCCCUUUGGUGACUCGAGAAAAGAAUUUCUAAGUCGCAAAUUCAAGGUAGCUGGCAUUCCUAAGCUGGUGGCGAUCGGACCAAGUGGCCAGACUGUCACGAAAGAGGCUCGAGAUCUGGUUGGGAUUUAUGGGGCAGAUGCUUAUCCUUUCACUGAGGAGAGAAUAAAAGAAAUAGAGGCACAAAAAGCUGCCAAGGAAGAAGAGAAGCCCAAAGAUGGAUGGGUUUGUGAUGGAGAUGUCUGCACCAAAGCCUGAAAUCCGCUUGUUAUAUUUUGGUGAUUGCUGGUUUUAGUUAUAUGCAUGUGAAUGUCUUGUGAGUUGAAUAAAAUAAUUUGAAUAUUCAGAUAUUGUGAUAUGGAUGAUAAUCUUUGAUGUGUGAUUUAAUCUUGUGCA
Medicago truncatula (barrel medic) is the source of this 1713-nucleotide messenger RNA. Its product is annotated as probable nucleoredoxin 1. Lineage: Eukaryota; Viridiplantae; Streptophyta; Magnoliopsida; Fabales; Fabaceae. Gene Ontology annotation, molecular function: thioredoxin-disulfide reductase (NADPH) activity. Bases 55 to 1575 code for a protein of 506 amino acids. The record is from RefSeq and is a predicted model, not a curated record. The transcript has 4 exons.